AUGAUGCUUGUUGGGAACGCUGAUAUCGCGGUGACGUCUCCUCGAUCGUCCUACUCGGCGCUAGCGGCCGCCCGCGGAGGGUCGUCUACACAGAGAUACGGAGGGAUUUCAUGCACAGAGCAGGUCAACGAGCCGGAGUUUCACUGCCUCGAGUGCGCCAAGAACGAGUGGAAGGUGGACCAGGUCAAGAAUCCCACCGAGUGGGACAACAUUUACCACCUUGUUGAGAGCAAUCGAGCGCGCUGUAAAGGGUAGACUAGACAUAGGUGCAUAGUAUCCUGUCCCCCAACAGGGAAUCCCAUUUGGAGAGAGGGACUUGGGACAUGACUACCUUCUUGCCUGCCACAUUCUAGUAGAGCUUCAUAUACCAUCCUGUGUUUAGGCCGGGAGCAGGGAUUCU
Ectocarpus sp. CCAP 1310/34 is the source of this 400-nucleotide messenger RNA. The record is from the annotation of a GenBank genome assembly. Lineage: Eukaryota; Phaeophyceae; Ectocarpales; Ectocarpaceae.